Molecule: messenger RNA, 1446 nt
Organism: Neogale vison (American mink)
Lineage: Eukaryota; Metazoa; Chordata; Mammalia; Carnivora; Mustelidae
Gene: IRX6
Product: iroquois homeobox 6
Exons: 6
Coding region: 1-1446 (481 amino acids)
Biological process (GO): regulation of transcription by RNA polymerase II; cell development; neuron differentiation
Cellular component (GO): nucleus
Molecular function (GO): RNA polymerase II cis-regulatory region sequence-specific DNA binding; DNA-binding transcription factor activity, RNA polymerase II-specific
Source: RefSeq, a predicted model, not a curated record
AUGUCCUUCCCGCACUUUGGACACCCGUAUGGCGGCGCUUCCCAGUUUCUGGUGUCUGCAAGUUCCAGCGCCACUUGCUGCGAAUCCGCCCCGCGCUCCGUCCCAGAUGUGGCCUCAGGCUCCACCCCGGCGGCUGCCCUCUGCUGCGCAUCCUACGACGGUCGGCUGCUGGGCAGUGCAAGGCCAGAGCUGGGCGCAGCCUUGGGCAUCUAUGGAGCCCCAUAUGCCGCCGCCACAGCUGCCCCAAGCUACCCAGGCUACUUGCCCUACAGCCCAGAGCCGCCUGCGCUAUACGGAGCGCUGAAUCCGCAAUAUGAAUUUAAAGAGGCUGCAGGGAACUUUACACCUGGCCUGGGGCAACCGGGAGCCUAUUACCCCUAUGAGCCAACUCUGGGGCAGUACCAGUAUGACCGGUAUGGAACAGUGGAGUUAAGCAGCACGGGCCGCCGGAAGAACGCCACCCGGGAGACCACGAGCACGCUCAAGGCCUGGCUCAACGAGCACCGCAAGAACCCCUACCCCACCAAGGGCGAGAAGAUCAUGCUGGCCAUCAUCACCAAGAUGACCCUCACCCAGGUGUCCACCUGGUUCGCCAACGCACGCCGGCGCCUCAAGAAGGAGAACAAGAUGACGUGGGCGCCCAAGAACAAAGGCGGGGAGGAGAGGAAGGCUGAGAGUGCAGCAGAGGGGUCCCUGGGCUGUCGGAACGGUGACACCAAAGAUGGUACUGCAAGCCAGGAGGCUCGAGGGCUCCGGCUGAGUGACCUGGAAGACCUAGGGGAAGAGGAGGAGGAAGAGGAGGCCGAAGACGAGGAGGCAGUAGCCACAGCUACGGACAGGCUGGCCGAGUUCCAUAAAGACUCCCAGUCGCUGCCCGCGCCCUGCACCGCCGCUAGGGAGGCCAGGCUGGAGCGCCGGGAGUGCGGCCUGGCGGCGCGGCCCUUUUCCUUCUCGGAGCCCCCGGGGUCCGGGGAAGCUGACUUCCUGCGGGCCGAGCCCCGGGGCCCUACGUUGACCAUGCACUACCCCUGCAGCGAGAAACCGCGCAUCUGGUCUCUGGCGCACACGGCGGCGGCGGCUGGCGCGGUGGAAGGCGUAAAUCCAAACCCUCCCAGGCCAAGAAGUCCCGAGUGCCGCGUGAUUCCGGGACAGCCUGCAGGUGCAGGCGGCCAAUGCGCCGCGGUCCCCAGAAACUCCGGGUGCGAACAGCCUUCCUGUGUAGCCAAAGCCUUUGGAAACCGCCCCUUUGCCACGCAGGGGAUGCCAAUGAACUGUGCGCCGUGCCCGCGGCGGAGGGAGCCUGCAGUGCACUGCCAGUACCCGUCUGGAGCAGAAGUGGUCACAGUCCUGGAGCUUCUGGCCCAGGUUGCUGUACCUCGGGCUGGCUUCCCCAGCACCCUGCCCACAGGCUUUGGAUUUAAUCCUUUCGUCAAUAAGCUUUCCUAG